Messenger RNA from Xyrichtys novacula (pearly razorfish), 13729 nucleotides. The record is from the annotation of a GenBank genome assembly. Lineage: Eukaryota; Metazoa; Chordata; Actinopteri; Labriformes; Labridae.
CCCAGCACUUUCCGGACACUUGCUCUGUGCCGGAUCAUCGUCUGGGAAAAAGCUGUGAGUAUAAAACCCAGAGCCAGGAGGGAUUCACUUCAAGGAAAAGCUGUGCACCUUCAGGACUUUGCUGCUUGGAUAAACUGGUGACUGGUUGCGCAACGGUGAUGCGCGUGAUACCCAAAAAGUGAGAAAGUUUAACCACGCAUGAGUAUAAGGAGGUCUUUUUUUGACUGAAGAAAGUUUUGAGUAACUUUUUCUGGCUCCAACACCAGAAUCUGAACUGGUUUUGAGAUCCUGAUUGGACAUGGCAGAAGGAGACUAUUACACUAUGGGGAACCGGCAAAGGUUUCCCAGGGAUCCAUUCGGAGAGUCACCGUUCAGAGAUCAGUCCCCGUUCAGGGAACAGUCCCCGUUUAGGGAUCAGCUCGGCACUCGCUUCAUGGAGGAUGAGUUUGGGAUGCCACAUUUCCCCGAUGAGCUGGCGAUGGACUGGCCGGGCUGGGCUCGGCCGGGCCGGCUAAGCUCGCGCCUCUCCUCGUCACCCUUCAGCAGCAGUUUACGCACAGGUUUCCCCUCGCGGCAGUCCACGGGAGGAGGCCCCGCGCUGUAUACCAGCAGGUACACCGAGCCCUCCUCCACCUCCCGAGGCUCACCCAUCACCACCGGAGGGGAGCCCUGGAAAGUCUGCGUGAACGUGCACAGCUUUAAACCAGAGGAGCUCCAUGUCAAAACGAGAGACGGUUUUGUAGAAGUGUCAGGUGAGUUUGAGGGGCCGAGGUCUAACUGAUCAGAGGUGUAAAUAAUCACAGGGUUUACUGGGAUUAAAAGGCCUUUCUGAGGGGAAAAUGGGUUAGUAGUCUGGGUCCUGUAAACAGCUGUCAUAUAACCAAUGAGGGCAGGUCAAAGUGAACCCACCUGGUGACUUCCCACUGAAAUCAACAAGCUUUAAGAUAACCAAAGGAGACGUUUUUAUUCGAAAAAGAACAAGUUUGGCAUAAUCAUGCUCCCUGAAGUCCGCUUUAAUGAGAUUAAAAAUUAUUUGAAUUCAUAUUCAUGUAGUUCAAACAACAUAAAUAUGGUUAUAGCACAAAAAAACUUCAACAUGUCAUCAGAAUUGCUGAUAGGGAUUCACAGGUUUUCUCACUCUAAUUUCCAAAGGAGGAUUAAGGCCACAAUAAGAAGGGAAAAAUAUAAGAUUUCUAGAAUAAUGUCAUAAAUUAAUGAGAAUAAAAUGCUAAAUCACAAAUAAGGGUGCUAAAUGAUCAAAAUUUAAGUUGUUAGUUUGACCAAUUUUAUGAGAAUUAGGCUAUAGAAUAACAUCAUUAAAAAUAAUUGCUAACUAUAAUUAACGUUUAAUAUAAAAGCUAUUAUUUAAAAUAUUGAUCUUGAUCUUAAAACUUCAGGACUUUAUUGGAGAAAAUGUGUCAUUUUUCAUUCUCAUAAUUUUACAUUGUAAUAUUACAUAUUUUAUAUUUAAGUUUUCUUAUAAGGGAAUAAACUCUUAGACUUGUAAAAAGUUGUCAUAAACACAUAAUUUAAACAAAGCCUGAAAUAUACGAGAAAAAAAAGCGUUAGUACCAGCAAGGUGUAAACCAAAACUCGAAAACUUGGGAGAAAAUAGCUGUCAAACAAAAAGCUACAGUAGGCUAAUUUUACACAAAAUAAAGACUUGAAUGUACGAUAUUAAAGUCACAAGAAGAUUUGACUCAAGUUGGAAAGGACCUAUUUCAGGAGUAUUAAGAUGAAACUUAAUGAGAAAAAGUUGGGAAAGCUGCUGGUGUUCAGCUCAAAGAUAGCAAAACUUGGCUAGCAUCAGAAAGGUUAGCAUCUUAAGACAGCAUCUUUGAGCUGUUACAUACAAAAAUCCAAUUAUAAUGAGUAAAUAUGUCUCUGACUGUGCGUGAAAAGAUCUAAAACAGCAUUAAGACCUGAUAUGGACAUAAAAUUUAAGGGUAAUACAAUAAAACAAUUGAAAGCUAACUUGUGCAGCUAAUCUAACCUCAUCUGCACUGGGUAAGAUUUAACCCUUCAAAUUAAAACUCUUGAUUAUUGGACUCAGUAUUUUCAAACCUUAUCACCACAUUUUCCAUCUUCCUUCCACAUGUCAUAAAAAAGACAAUACACCCACAUGUUUAAUUAAAAAAACUCAGAACAAAUAGAAGUUAAGUGGCAGUAAAGCAGACGUUUACUCAGGUCUGAAGGAAACAAAGCAUCAUAAUCACUUUCUCAGUUAUCCUCAAGGAUUCUCACUCUAACCUGGCCAAGAAGUAUCAGCUCUCUUUGGUUGGCAGCACUUUCAAAGCUAUUUAAUGAAAGCCUCAGAGGUAACACACACUCUCUACUUUAAUGAGUCUGGAUAUGGACGAGGCUGACAGAUUUUGGGGACUGGGACCUAAACGUUGGCAAGCAGAUCCUCAAGCUUAGACACCUGUUUCAGAUUCCUGGAGAAUCACUCUGAGCUUAAUUUAGAUUUAAAGGAAGGCAAGGCCCGUGACAACAGUCUCUGUUUACAAUAAGACACGUUGCCUGCUGCCAUUAAACACUGGAGAGAAUGUUCUAGAAAUAGGAUCACUGUUACCCAGCAGGCUGUGUGCAGGUUGGUGCUCCUGCAGGGGGGUGGGUCACGUUUUAGCUUUUCAUUUUUUGGAGUAACUUUCAGAAACGUGCUUCCUCAUGUUAGUGCUUUAAAAAUAAAAUGAAUUCCAGGGAUACCCCGAGACUAAGAGGGCACAGAAGACAGCAGCCCCCUCCACAGAUCUCUGUCUUUAUAAAUACAUUGUUGGUAUGCCAGCUGGGUCAUUCAAUCAGCGCCAUGUUGGACAGACUCGCCGCACUGACUCAAUCACGAUCUUAAAGUGUGAUGCACACAUGUUUGAGGAGUUCAGAUCAUGAAUGCUAAACAGAGAGCAAACAGAGAGCACUCAUGAGUGUCAACUCUAUGAAUCAGUCACUUUCUGCUCUGAGCUGUGAUGUGUUUAGCAUGUUUCUUCCUGGUAACACAGACUAAAAUAAGUUAAAUUGGCACCAAUCUGUGCUGAAAGUUGCUGUUACAUGACUUGGUUGAAAUUUUACUUUAAGAUUUUAGUCACAAUUUGAUUUAAGAGAAGUAGAGAAGUUGUAAACUUUCUUAAAUAAGCACUUUUACAGUACAAGUUUAGUGCUGACAUAGCUGAGUGUCUGGAUCCAGUGUUUACUAAACGGGAAUGAUCCAAGGCGGAAGUUUUCACAGUUUUAAUAACUUGCUCAAAUCUGAGCUUGAAGCGACAUCGGGUCAAUAUUUGUGGCUUCACAGAGUAAACAAGCUGUAUUUUAUAUAUAAUUUCAUGCUUUGGUUGUAGGGAAGAAGUAAAGCAACAGAUUGAAGAAAGCAGAAGUGAAUUUGACGGACGUGAACCCAGUGCAAAGUUAACUAACGCCAUAUUCACCAUGUUAACCACCCGUCUACUCUAAAGAUAAGAAAAGGUUCAGAAACAGUCAAGAGUGAGCACAUUGUGUUAAACAUGGCCAAACUUUAGGGUCAAAUGAUGUCAAAUUGGAGUGUAGAGCUAGCACCACCAGCCGUCGGUCCUACCUGCACAUAAAGGUUCGUUUACCUGUAAUGGUUACACAUUGCUUCACUUGGGUGGUUUUAUUCCAGUCUAUCUUAGCACAGCCUAAAUACAAACCUGAUUGGUCCAUGUGUAGAUGGUGACGUCUAACACAUGCUGCAGGACUUAUUACGGGAAAUAUUACCAAACCUUUACUUGAUGCUUGAGAGCCCAGCAGGGAACACAGUUGCGCACUGUGAUGACGUCAGAUGUUUGGUCACAGUGAUUGGUUACAGUAGUCUGUCUAUCAAGGAAAGUACUCCCGCCCACUUUUAGGGCUCCCAAUUGGCCGAAGUCCAGACUGUUGUGAGAAGGAACGGCAAGUGAUUCACGCAACUGGAUGGCCCAGCCAGGCUAGGAGUCACAGCCCCAGCCUUGGCUUGUGGCCGGCAGCUGAGCACCACAGCAUUUGACCAACUUUAGAAGUCUACAGUGAUAAAAAUAUUAAUAACUCAUGUAACCAACUGGAAAUGCUUGCACUAACAUGUAAAAGUGACAACUUUAAACUCUCUAGAUGAUUAAACACUGAUAUUCCUAACAGUCAAUCAUGCACAAAACUUCUGAAAACUCACUGGGUGAGUGAGGGUGAGCUUUAAGUGUAUGCCAAUCACACCAAUAGUAUUGUGCAAAUUCUGUCUGUAGAGCGUUCAGUGGCAAGUAUCAAAUGUGUUUUUUUUCUAUUCAAACAGAAAUAUUUUCAUUUUCAGUCAAAGCUUUCUACAUGAAUAGAAGGAAAACCAGUGUGAGCUCACCUCAGUGACACUGUUAGCAAUAUAUAAAACAGCAUCAUCAGCGAGUGCAUAAACUUGAGCCCUGUUUGUGAUAGUCUUACAGGCAGAGGUGGACCUCAGAGUACAUCAUGUCUCACAAUAACAUCUCCACCCUGAAGAGACAGCAGCUGGUAUUUUGCAUCUGUGUCAUAAGAGACAAAAACACAGAGAAAUCGUGCCUGAUGGGACGGCUCAAACCAAACCUUGAUUACUGAUGACACAAUAAUCAAGGGACCAGAUCUGAGUGAUGACGAGGUUUAACAUUUGAACUCAUGACUUCAGAGGUGACCUGAGCACAAACUCUCUGGAGAUUUUAUUCUACCGUUGCUCUCUGGUGGAGCUCAGCAUUUGUGGCGAGCAGAAACGUCACUGGAGGGGUGUAGGGUUGCACAUAGUCGUGCCUGGCGUGCAGACAAGGGGUUGAGGGGUGGGGGCGGGCCGUUGCUGGCUGGAAGCAGUGAUAUUUAGCAGCCCCAAAGCAGCUGUGAGCUAACCAGCGGUAGAGAGGGAGCACAACUAUCGGGGGAGUUUCCAGGCUUUAAGUUCUCCCUAGUUUCAAAAUACAACACGUCUCUUAUCAGGACAGCUGUUAUUGGAAGACAUUUCAGAGAAUUGAGAGGGUGUUUCAUUAUCUUUACAAGCCCAGUGGAGCCCACCUAAAACAAAAACACAGCAGCAAUGAAGCAAUGGAAAAAAGCGUGUGGGCCAAAUGUUGUCAUCCACACUAUGCUGGUGCACACCCUGGAUCUCAUGAGGAGAUGUCAAGGUUUAAAGUUUCGCAACAUACUGUACAUAAUCAAUGUCCAAGUUAACUGACGGGAGUGUACUUCCUACCUUGCCUAAUUAUUACAAAAUGCUGAGCUUGAAUCAUAUCUGAGGUUAUUUAAAGGCACAUACAUCAUUUAUCAGUCCUCUGAUGCUUUUUAUUUUUCAAACAGGGAAACAUGAAGAGAAGCAGGAAGAAGGAGGGAUAGUGACGAAGAACUUCACAAAGAAGAUACAGUGAGUAUUGUUUCAGGAAAUUCUUCAGUUGUUUUCAUCUUUGUCUUUCUACAUUAUGGGCACAAGUGGUUGGUAGAUUUUAGAUCUCAUUGUUUUUAGUGUCUUAUUCACUCUUAAAUCUGAUUUUUACAGUUGCAGUUUUAAUUAAGCAUGGCAAUGUAUCUCCCGAACAUUUAACGGCUUCAAAUGAGUCCUGCAGAGUUUACUAUUAAACUAACAAAGUAUCUUCCCACACUCGAUUAAAAAAGAUGUGCUGCAAGGCCAAAUAAAUCUCCCCUGUUGUAGAUUUCAGCUACAAGUUUUUAAUCUUCCUUACAGAGAAGCAACUUCUACCAAAUGUUUCAUAUUUCAAUAAAUGUAACAGCUAGAUUUCAGAUUGAAAUGCUCCCUUGCUCACCUCUUCUGUCAAUGAGGUAACGGUGGCCUUGAAGGACAAAAAGGGCCUUGUGAUGCAGGAUGCGUAUGGGGCUUCAUUUGUCAAAUUUUUAUCUCUAAAAAUGUCCAGUAAUGCAAAUGAUUGUACAAAAAACAUUCCUUUCUGAACCUAUAGCAGCAUAAGUAAAAGCUGGUCCAAGCCUAAGCCACUCCUAUCUAUGAACAUCAUUGAGAGGCAAAGUUCUAAGCCGUCUCUAACUGUAAAAGUAGAGAGGGUGUCUGAGAUUGUCUCAAACUGAGAUUAAUCUGACAAAUAUGGUUGAAAAUGGGAAAGGCCAGUGGUACAGCCUCUAUUCACAGAAGCUAUACUUGUCUCUGCAGUAGUCCUCAUUGGCUGAGUAUUUGACUCCCAUCCUCAGCCUCUCGUUUUAUGUCAUCCCUUACUCUGUGCUUCUGACACUUACUGUCUCUCUUCAGUCAUGUCCUGUCUGAUAUAUAUAUAUAUAUAUAUAUAUAUAUAUAUAUAUAUAUAUAUAUAUAUUUAAUAAUCAUACAAAAAACUUCUGUUUUUCAAAGAUCUUUGUCAAUUGAAUGCUUGAAUUUCCAUCUGUAAUCAUAAAUAUGAACAUACUGUGUUUGGCAGUUUGGAGAGAAAUUCAGAACACUCUGAAGUCUGAUUUCUAAGCAGACACAACAACAACCAUCCUGCGUGUGUUCAUGCUUUUUAUUCUGUCGCCUUUACCUCAUAUCCUCGAGGAGCUGCACUUGAGUUACAUUAGCUCUAAGUGGACAAAGUCUCCACAAUCUUCACAACUCCAAACUGUUUCCACUGACAGAAACGGCUCUCACUAACACUGGGAAACUGAAGCAUAGCUCUCCAUGGAGGAGUGUUGUUGUGCAGAACAGAGCUGCACUCAUAUCUUACAUAUUGUGGACUUAUCACAUCCUAAUUGAACAGAAGUUUCCAGAACACAUCGGCUCUCGGCUCCUCUAAUUGGCCGUUGUGAGGACUUCAAACAGCUCUGCUAAUCGCUGGUGCGAAUCAGCGUCUUUCUGGCGCGUCACUCCGGUUCUGCUAAUUUCCUGUUGGCUAAUUAGUAAGCAGUUGUGCUAGCAGCACACUCUUCAUAUCACAAGACUUUUAAUUGGAGGCUCCCGGAUCAGGCCAGCCGAGCAAAACCUAAAACCACUGACACACUGAAUAUACGGCCAAGAGGGGGGGUCUGAUGGUGGAGGGAGUGAGGAGGGGGUCAUAUAUAAAUAACUGACCUCGAUACCUUAAUCCUGGGCUUAAAUGAAGGCAGACAUAGCACUGAGAUGUCACAUUACUGCAGUGAGGCAUGAGAGGGUGUACUUUUGAUUAAGGCACUCUUGCUUCUCUUACAAAGCAAUAAACUUCACAGAAGUACUGCACUUCAAUAUGUCACUACAGUGCAUGUACAUAAGUCAGACUGAAGUGAUAACAUGCAUUUUAAAAGUUGGACUAUUGUGGAACUAACCCAAACAUCUUAGACCCACCAGCUGAGUCAUUUCAGUGGCUAACACUAUUACCAUUAGCUUGCUAACAGGUUGAGCUAGUCCUCAUGUUCCCAUUUAUGAUUCUUUCACGCAUCCCACAUGUUGCCACUCAUGCUUUUAUUUAUUAUAAAAUCUAAUUAGACAUCCUGGGACUGGCAGCUGCCCCUCUUGAUCCAAAUGUCAUCCAGAAACUGAAGUUUCUUGGUGUCCACUUGAGGCUGGCUCCAAAAGCAUCAAAGACUACAUACACACCAGUUUUGACUGACAGGCAGGCUCACCGUUGCUUUGAGCAAAGGGGCUACAGGCCCAUCUCAGCUUUGACUCUUUGCCUUUUGUUAAGCCAACCAAAACUUCGACUGAGUCUUCAUAUCUUGCACGGCAUCUGUUUUGAUCAUUUAAUAUCAGUAAGUUCAUUUUUUAGUUGUAUCUUUAUUUGUGGCAGCCAGAGCCACAGUCUAAAGCUUGGACUUGAGUCUUAGACUUCUGUAAACAUUAGUGCACAUUAUAACUUGUACAAUAAAUAUUUUCAUUAUGGGACUUCAGGGUCUUUGUAGGUUUCUGACAUGUCACCUAGAAAAAAGUGCAAAUACACCAAAAGUUGAAAUGCAUCAGUAUAAAAGCCAGGGAUCUGAGGUAACAGGGUCAAAGUUUGAUGGUAGGGUAUUUUUCGGUUAAACACUUGCUUUACAUGUGAGAAAUUUGUCAAUUAUUAACCGAAUCUGUCAUUGUUAAAUCAGCUCCUAAAGGCCAAAGGUAGCUUCAAAUCUCCAGGUCAUGUAGCCCUGCAGGAACACACGAACUCCCACCUGUUUACAUGAGAAAGCCUGCGUGUGAGGAGUGUUUAUUUAUAAAUUUCAUGUUCUGCCUCUGUGUCUGUCCUCACGAAACACAUGCCAUAGCUAGAUGGUUUCGGUCCACAUGUGUAGCCUGUGCUUGAGGGCAGAGCGGAUGGGUUGUAUUUCUUACACACCAAACGCACUCCAUUAUCACCCGGCCUUGUCCAGUCUUGGUGUCUCGUCUCUCUCUGCCUGGAUCAGCAUCUCUGUAGGGGGGUAAAGCAUAUUGGACAGCUUUUUGGCAGCUGUACAAAAUCAAUGCAUGGGAUAAAAGUGUGUUUGCCUUAGGUACAGUAAAUAAACUCCAGAGCUGGACAGAUAACGUUUCUGAUGGAGUCAUACUUAAUGGGCCGUCUAAGAGAUUUGACUUUGUCAGAAUGGAGUAACUUUUCUUUGCUGCUAUUGGCUCUUUGAAAGUGGGAGGAAAGGGACUGAAACCUGUAGGCUUGUGCUUAUAUGGGUAUCUGAAGCUAACUGUCAAACCUUGGAAAAGCUCGGAUAUCAUUACUCUGUCAUCCAGAUGCAUUUAUUAUUUUAAUGUUGACUCUCGGGGUGUCCUCAGAGGUGUCCUGGGAGCCCCUCCUUUGUUUGAUGAUGUUCUUGAUUGUCAAAAAUAUAUGAUAUAUGAUGAUUUUCAGUAAUGAAGAUAAAUGGAGACAGAAAUGUUAAACAAAUGAUAUUAAUACAUUCUUGUGCUCACACUGUCCGAUGAUACAACCUUAUACAAGAUAUACCAGCACUCUAGCAAGGCCGCCAUUUAAUUUGUGGUGAAUCCUGAUAAGUAAGGGAUCACGUGACCUUACACCCCUGACAUAUUUGGCUGUGAGUGAAUUAUUUCAACAUUUAGUUGAAUUUAAAGUUGAUGUAAAGUAACACCACAAUAUCACCACAAUGGGCGUUGACAUCUUGCACUGGUGAUAUCACUUCUAGUCAGGAACAGAGAGACAAUAGGAAGAUAAAUUAUGACAAUGACUGAUGUUACCACAGGGGAACACAUAAGUAGAUAAUAAAAGUGGACCUAAAAUUGAACCUUGUGGCACACCACAGGUAAUAUUAGAAGAGUAGUAGAAACAGUAGUUAACUGUGGAGACCAACAAGGUUCUGUCUAAAGGUUUUUUUUUUUUUUUAAUGGCAUCAAGUUAAACCUCUUCAAAAAACGAACAUGAUAUGAACUAAAUGAUGACAAAAGCCAUGUGUUGGAUAAAAUUGACAUGUGUUUCCAUCAUUCCCCAUCCGUUGACAUUGGUGAGGUGAGGUUUAUGACCCACAGUAUGCUGCAGUCAGUCGUUAAGGGAAGCGCUAUAUAUUUUGGCUUCACUUUUGGGUGAUUAGCUGUGUAUGUAGUGUGAUAUAAGCUUGCAACUUUUCACUAUAAUUCAAUGAACUAGUUCCAUCUGAAUUCAUUGUAAUUUAGUUCUCUUGUUAGACUCAGUGUUGAUGUUAGGACCAUCACCAUAUCCCAGUUUUGACGAUAACCCUUUCAUAAAAAUCUGAAUUAUAGAUAUUGUAUUUAAAAUAAGCAUGGAGUAAUACUGAGUUUAUUGCUGUGGUUCUUUACGCUGGUUGCCUCAUUUCAUAAAAUGGAAAAGGGAUGAAAAAGCAGCAGCGGCUGCUAGAGAGCUGUAGCAGCUCUCUGAGAGCAGAUUAAGGCACUACUCUUUAAGAUUUAUUGUGAAUCAUAAUUUAUUACCAGACCAAGACAGAGAACAUGUAAAAUAAAAGCAUGACUAAUAAUGGUUUUAUGAAGCAGUGUCUUUUGAGGUGAAAAAAACAACAGACACCGUGACAGCUCUAGUUUCUGAUUGUUCCAGCUCAGCCUGGAUCUCCAGUUUGAUCCUUUUCUCACUUAUUUAUUGCUUCACCAACCACUGCCUGAACUCAUGCUGGGUCUCGAUGUUGUUAAAGUGGACUUGUAAAGCUCAAUGGAACACUGUGAUAUGAUACUUGUCUUCACAAAUAGACCUGACAUAACCUCUGUGCCCCCCCUGAUCCCAUGAGGAAAAUGUUUAGCCGCCUCUGUCUUGUAUUUCUCAGUGGAGUGAAGAGCCAUGCAGUAGAGAGUCUCCUCUAAUUAAAUGGACGGUAAACUCCAGUCUGCUCCUCUGAACAGGGCAGGCUGAUGUUUAUAUUAAAGCCCAGAGACUCUUGGCCGCUCACACAGAAAACCUACAAUACCCAUAUUUGGCCACGCUCUCUGACAAAGAACAGCUUGAUCUCUGUGUGCUUGCCUCGACAGCUGCUUUUGAAGGACUUUUCUUCCAGAGGGAGGUGAUUAAUUUUCAAACUAACCCUGAAAUCAGCCUGAUAAUUAAAUGACAGCUAGUUAGAUCAUUUAAGAUAAUUAACUCUCAUUGAAACUAAAGUUUAUUCACAGUUUAACAGAAGUGAAGCCUUGCAUAAGUAAUCCCUGGUUGAUUUUCCAUUAACACUUAAUGUUCCCUGCGAGGUUCGAGUGCCAAUUAUCUCCCUUUGCUCUGUAAAUGUGAUCAUUCCCAUGAGAAAAGUGUCAGAAAAUUUAAGAGAGGUGGGAAAAAAAGCAGGUGACUGACAGAGCUUGCCUGUCUGACAGAUGAGAGCAGCAGGUUAGGAAAGUAUGCACGGAUGGAAAUUUACAGGUGUGAACUUAUGCAGAUGACACUCUUUUUAAUUGGAAUCAAACCUCACACCUGGCGCACACCCUCCUCCCCUUCUGCCGCAGAGCCGGGGGCUUUUUAAUAAAAAAUCCUGAUGGCUUUCAGUCCACCUUCCUGCUGUGAGAUAGUUUUUAGUAAGUCUAGAAGAAGUGCUAGCCGAGGAGGAGAGGGUGAGCAUUUUAAUAACAGUCAGAACUCGAAGCCAAGUUCUUUUUUCCCUCCUGUGGGUAUACAACGCUAAAACUAUCUGACUGCAGGCUGUUUAUGGGUAUUGACAAAGUGUCAGUAAAAAACCCGAGCAUUUAACAAUGUUUGCAGAGCAGCUCAUACUGAGGAGAAUGUCACAGUAUUUUGCAUGACCUCCGAGCAGGAACUGAACUCUUUCUCUAGGCUGUUUCUCCUCACUGCUCUCCUUAUUUUGUUUCCUCCCACUCACACUUUUAAACAUGCCAAACAUUCACAGCGGCAAGUAAACUUCUGCCACUCUUAACAUCUGAAACUUCCUCCCAAGCAGAACAAACUCAAACCCUCAUCUUCCUCUCACUUUUCUUCUGUCAGGAUCCCGAUAGAUGUGGACCCACUCACCGUUUUCGCCUCCUUGUCCCCCGAGGGUGUCCUUAUCAUCGAAGCCCGGCAGACGCCUCCAUAUUCCCUCUUCAGCAAUGAAAGCUGCCAGGGGGGUGACAUGCUGGAGGCGGAGGCACCAAAGCCCCAAGAGGCUCCUGUAGUCUAAACCCCCAAGUCUGUACGAAUAUAAGAAAACAUGUUGCACAACUGAUAAGAAGUUUGCCAAGAAAUGUGUGGCCUUCAGCCUUGUAGACACCUGGAAUUUAAAUGAGUCAAAUAUGCUAAAAGAAAUGUUGCCUGGUCAAGGCAGCAGUGAGAUAGAUAUACAAACAGAACAGUGAAGACUCUGUGAUUGCUGACUGUGACAGAUAAAAAUAGUAUCACCUCUAUUUGUGUAAAGAAAUUUAACCCUUACUCUUAAUUGUAUAAAAAUCCACAAAAAUAAUGACCUCAAGUAGAAAUCUAACUCAAAGGCUGUGUCCAAAAUCCCUCACUUUCACUACUUUGAAAUGGGGGAUUUGCCACUUAGUACUGCUGUCUGCAUUGUGACUGGGAACUGUCUGAUGAAACUUAAAGAAGUGAAUAUUUGGCAACAGUUUCCCCCAAAUGAAGCUGUUUGAUAAAGACUGAAUGAUUUUCUCCCCAGGAACAAAAGUUUUUAAACGACUAUGACACAUGAGAGACUAGUUUGUUUACGUGAGACAAGUAACUUGAGGUGCAAAACCAGGGUUUCAAAAGAUAUCCUCAGUGUCAUAUUAGGUAUCACUUUUUGACAAGUUCAUGUCAUAAAAUUUAGCGGUAAUGAUUGUCAUAGAAAAUGUUUUAUUGUUUGGCAAACAAGAAUCCUGGCAGGGUGAGACUUGACUCUAAUGUAAACCACUGCUUAACUGUACAGUUUCCUGUGUAUUACCCUGCUACUAACUAAAGAUACCACCAGUUGAAAGAAGUGCCAUAGUGAUUGUUUUUGUAUCAGUUAACUUACGAGUCAAAUUACUGGCAUUUCUAACGGACACAGAAAAUAAAAGCAGCACUGGUGUAUAAAGUCCUCCUUCCCGUAAGCUUUUAACUCUGUUGGUGUUUAUUUUUCAGUCAGUCAGUCCUGUCACUCUACAAAAGCCCACACCGCAGCAGUCUGCUUAUUUCAUGUCUGUCUUGAUCAAACUUUCACUCCUAGUGUGUUUAAUAUCCCUCACUGGUUUCUGUUUGUUUUUUCCCCAUCUUAUUUUUUUGCCAGUGACUUGUCAGCCAUUCACCACUAAUCCACGUUGGUGUUGGGCAACACCUUUUAAAUGUGCAACAGUAAUGACUUCAUUAUUUGGCAUAUGUUGGAUGGCCAGCAGCGCUUUCUACCUGUAAACUCACUGUUGAAUUCUUUUAGCUGUCCAGGUGGGGGGUGAGUUUGGGAUUUCGGAUACAGUCAAAGAGUUCUUGUUUGGUUUCACUUCUCAAUUUGUGUUGACUCUCUAUAAAGUUUUAUUACAAACUAGCAGCUUUAAAAAAAUAUAAAUUAAUAUGCCAUUUCAUCAUUUUUGUUUUUUAAAGUUUUGCCUUACAUAUAUAAUUUUCACAUUUGAAAGUGUUUGUGAAAUACUGAGCUACAUAUUGAAAUUAACGAUCACAACUGGGAACUGUGGCAGACAUAAAGCAAUAUCAUCUACAUUUUGAUUAACUCACAAAAAAAUAGCUUAGGUUUGAUCUGACAUUUUACCUCCUACAGAAAUGUAAAUACAAAAAGAAAACAUUAAACUUUUUAUUCUAAUGGGAAAAAAGUUCCAGCAAGUUAACAAAUGUUGGUGUAACUUAAGGAUGAUAGUAUGGGUAGAUGUUUAACUUUGUAUUUAUUAAUGAAUUGUUAAUUUCUGAAUUAACAUGUUUGUUUCCACCAUAAAGAUUCAAAGAUAUUUUCAGUGUAAAAGCAUAAAUAUAUUUUAAUUCAAAUCAAGUUAAUGAAACAUUGUAUAUGAAUUUCAAAAGAGUUAAAUAUACACUUGUGUGUAUUAAGUUUGUUGUAUGUGAUUUUUGGAGUUAAAAAAAAACAAAUGUGCCUUUAUUGACUCGAGUGCUUUGAGAUGUUAUGUGUUACAGCUUUUUUUUUAAUCUUUUGAGUUAAUGAAUGUCACUAAAACUGACAAGAAACUAAAGUAAGUCACCUUUUUAGAGAGUUUAUAGAGGGCGAGUUGUGUGCAUUGAUAGUGUAUUCUAGCACAGUGUAUUGUAAAUAUACUUUGAUAUGUGCCAAUUCAGUAUGAGUAUUUAUCUGAAGUGUUCAUGGUUUUGAAAAAUGGUUUGAAUUUCUUUUCUAUUCAAGCGUUCAGAAGGACGGCUGCAUGACCGUUGGAACUGAUGGACUGAUUUUCAUGCCAAGGAUGUUUGUUUCCCGCCUUCUUUUUCUGGUGAUGUCUUUGUAUUGGCUGAUGCAAUAAAACAUGUCCAGCCAAUCUUCCUGU